Effrenium voratum is the source of this 1614-nucleotide messenger RNA. The record is from the annotation of a GenBank genome assembly. Lineage: Eukaryota; Dinophyceae; Suessiales; Symbiodiniaceae.
AUGGUGGCCAAAGCAGCGGCAGCACGGGUCGUGCCGCCACCUUCCAGGCACGCCAAAGCAGCGGCAGCACAGGAGGAGCACAAAGCACCGGCACCACAGCAGGAGCCCACCACACAGGCCAAAGCAGCGGCAGCACAGGAGGAGCCCAAAGCACGGGACCGCCGCCCAAGCUCCAGCCACAAGAACCAAUCCACCCACCACCCGGAUGGCAGGAACGACAAACAGCGCCAAAGCGCGCCCAACCAGCACCAGCCGCUGCUGCUCCACCCAGUGGCCCGGAGCGGCGGGUGGUACUCCAAAGAAACCCAGAUGGCCCAGUACUUGGCUGAGCACUCCAUGGUGGUGGAGGAGCACGGCCAUGUCCAAAGCUGUGAGCUGCCAGAAGCCAUCAAGGACAGCAUCCAGGAGGCAGUCGAGCAGCUCCAGAGCAACGAAGCUUCCCACAUGAAGCUAUCCUGCAGUGGCCAACGAGUUGUUCAUGUUCCAGCCUACCUCACCCAGCAGGAUUGGUCGUCUGUGGAAGCCGCCACAUCGAAAGACGAUCAGAUGUCCAUCAUUGCCAAGCGGCUCAGGGCCAUGGGGCUUACAUCCCUCAAAGAAAACACCACCCAUCAGGUGUUGGCCACUCUGUUGUAUGUGCAGCACAGCCAAGGGAAGCCGGAGAUGCACCCCAGAGCUGUGCAUGCCAUGGUGGAGGAUUUCUCUGCCAUCUUCCAUGGCACACCCAAGAUUGAGGGUGUGCUGGGUUUGGCAGUAUAUGCGGAGUAUCCGCAACAGAAUGGCCAAGCAUGGUUGAGCCAAGCCUAUACCGAGGGCACCACCCCAGAUGACAGUAUGGCAGAAGCUGCCCGUCUGCUGACCCAGCUGGCGGAGCGAUGGAAUACUCCAAAGCCAGAGCCACAAGUCACCUUGUUGCAUCCUCGUCAGGACCGGCUGGCGCUGCAGAACCUGCCAACACCGCAGCAGCAACCACUGCAGCAGCCAUCGCCGCUGCUACAGCAGCAGGAACAAGCAGUGCAGCAGCAGGCACUGCAGCUGCAGCAAGCACCACUGCAGCAAGCACCACUGCAGCAGGAGCCGUCCUUGCAGCAGAAACAAGCACCACUGCAGCCAGCGGCACUGCAGCAGCCAGCGGCCCCGACUUCCGCUACGGCCCAGCCAGGCAGCCAAGCAGCAGCGCAGCCUUUGCUCGCCACAAGUCCAGAAGUGUCUACGGAGAAGCCAAGUUCCCAGCCAAAGACCUUGGAGGACUUUGAGGCCCAGACAUUCCUGGAAAUCAAGAAGAAGAAGCGCCACGCCAAAGCCAAGGGCGAGCCAAAGGCAAAAGCCAAAGCGAAGGCCAAGGCCAAGGCCAAGGCCAAGGCCAAGGCCACUGCCAAGCCUCAGGAGACUCCCAAGGCAACAGCGACCGCCAAGGCCAAGCCGGUGCCCAAGGUCACGGCCCAGACAACUCCGCCGCACAAGCGGAAGCCACCCGUGUAUGGGUGCCCCAAGUGCCGAGGCAACCCUAACGGGUGCGGGCAAUGUCUGGAUCCCAAUUACCAAGGCUUCAGACUUCCAGGCCGUGAGGCCUAUAGGGCCCAUAUGGCCCGGCGAGCCAUGAUGGCCCAGUGA